Molecule: messenger RNA, 375 nt
Organism: Clunio marinus
Lineage: Eukaryota; Metazoa; Arthropoda; Insecta; Diptera; Chironomidae
Source: the annotation of a GenBank genome assembly
AUAUGUUAACAAAUAUAAUUGGGCAACACUGUCAGAAAUUUUUCUUUCAAAACAAAACUUUAAAAUUAAUCGAAGAUGUGGUUUGAGGUCAUCCCAUCUUUUGCCAUUAUUACAGUGGCUCUAGCAAUUCCUUCAUAUGCAACAUACCAUAUACACAAGCUGUGGAUUGGCAACGCUUAUCGUAGAAACACAGAUCAACCAUGGGAACGUUUUGCGUACAGACGUGACAUGAGAAUCAAUGGGAAUGUUUACAAGGGCCAGGGUCUUGAAUCAAUUCCUGACGAAUAAGCUAGAUGAGAAAUAAAAUUUAAAGCUGCAGAAUUAUUUAUCAAUUUGUUCAUGAUGAAUAAACAGUGAAAUUAAUUAUUACUGAAA